AUUGACACAGCAGUUUUAGCCCAGGCACCACACAGGAGAGCGCUCAGUGGCAGGAUUACUCUCUCUGCAAAGGAGGACAGUUACGGAUUAUAAGGAAGGAAUGAUGAAGAGGUAUUGAAGAGGAAUUCACUUAUUGAAAGUGAAAGAGAGGCACUUGGAACAAAGUGCUCAAGACAGAAAUCCAAAUGUAGGAUAGUUGCUGUAUAUGACUUUGAGAAAUUAAGUUUCAACUCACGAGGAAAACUAUUAAAACAGAAAUCUCGUAGUCUGCUGUCUUCUGAGAGGCCCAAGUAUUGCCUGCAAGGUGGACGCCUGAUCCGUGGGAGUGAUCAGACUCUGGCCUCCCACCCAAACGUCAAAUGAGGGAUUAUUGUUGCCAUGGGAACAAGUACAGCAUUGUGUCAAACAAUUUGAUAGAGGAGGAGCGCCUGAAGAUCUGCAACCUGGAUCUCCAUAACGGUCACACUUCUUCCGACGUCCACAAGGCGUGUGACACAGAACCAGGUGAAACAGACGGCAGGAGGAGAAGGAGGAGGCGGUCAGGAGCCUCCGCUGCUGUCCCCGGCACACGGGCACAAGGAGGGAUGAACAACUUCAACGGGAGGGUUCUGACAAGGGGCUCCAGCCAGGUACGGAGUCGCUUUGUAAAGAAGAACGGCCAGUGUAAUGUUGUUUUCACUAACAUGGAGGAGAAGAGGCAGCGCUACCUAGCAGACAUCUUUACCACCUGUGUGGAUAUCCGUUGGAGAUACCUGCUGUUUAUAUUCUGCACGAGCUUCAUAAUCUCCUGGCUUUUUUUUGGCAUCAUUUUCUACAGCGUCUCGCUCUCCCAUGGGGACUUUGAGGAACACCUCAUGGUGAAGGGUGAAGGGUUAGUAGUCGGUGAGUUGUAUUCAACCGACUCUGGCCACACCACAGGAGGACCGACCAAAAAAAUGCCUUGCAUCCUGCAUGUCCAGGGAUUUGUUGGUGCCCUUUUGUUUUCCAUGGAAACACAGACUACCAUCGGCUACGGUUGGCGCUGCGUUACCGAAGAGUGUCCCGUGGCUGUCAUCACAGUGGUUGUCCAGUCCAUUGUGGGCUGCAUCAUUGACUCCUUCAUGAUUGGCACCAUUAUGGCUAAAAUGGCACGACCAAAGAAGAGAAACCAGACACUCAUGUUCUCCAAAAAUGCUGUGAUUGCCCUUCGAGAUGGCAAGCUGUGUCUCAUGUGGAGGGUGGGGAACCUCCGUAAGAGCCACAUCGUGGAGGCUCACGUCCGGGCGCAACUCAUUCGAUCCUAUGUCACGGCAGAAAGUGAAUUCAUCCCAUUGGAGCAGACCGAUCUCAGUGUGGGUUACGACGAGGGCACGGACAGGUUGUUUCUAGUGUCCCCGCUGGUCAUAGUCCAUGAGAUAGACAAAGACAGCCCUUUAUACACUACAAGCCGAGCAGAUCUGGAGUCAGAUGAAUUUGAGAUUGUCGUCAUCCUGGAGGGAAUGGUGGAGGCCACUGCCAUGACCACUCAGUUCCGUAGCUCCUACCUUUCCAGAGAAAUCUUCUGGGGUCACAGAUUUGAGCCUGUCAUCUACGAGGACCGCAACUGCUACAAAGUCGACUACGCACGUUUCCACAAGACUUACGAGGUGCCGUCAACACCUCACCUCAGCGCCAAAGAACUCGAUGAAAACGGGAGAACGAUGAGUCGAGCCUCCUCUGUGGCUUCUCCCACCUCUGCUUGCAUGUCUUCAACAAGCUUAAUCCCUCGUUCGGUCAGCACUUUUUGCUACGAGAACGAAGUAGCAUUGAGCUGCGGAGAAGAAGAUGAGGAAGACAUCUUUGACUCGGCACAAAUUGUAGGCAAGGAUAGAACACAGGAGAGAAGGACUUCUGUAGACUUACAGAAUAUGUUUAAGGACACUGCCACCAUGACAUCUGGGAGUCACAAUGUCUUGUGUGUUCUGGACAUGGACAAUAACCAGAUGGAGUUUGAUAUCCUACAGACCGCCAUUCCACUUGAUCCGGUGACCUAUAAAAACGAGCCAGAGAUAUGAAGAGCUUAAUGAGGAAACACAUUUAACUCAUUAGCUGCCAUUGACGAUGCUCGAUGUCCAAUCCAUUUUGACUGGGAUGCCUAGCAGCAAUCGUCAAUGGAAUUGAAUGAGUUAACGGUGGGACCGCUUAUCCAUUUUGUAGAAACAAUUGCUAAUAAUCUGCCUUUUAAUUAUUCAAUCGGUUUCAGAAAUGGCUCAUAUGAAAGCCAAGACCCUCCCAAAUGAUGUUGAAUGUACAAAAAUAUGUUUGCUUCACUGAAAAAAGAUUUAUCAUUUAAUGAAGACUUAAAGGUCAAAUUUUUGCAAGACAAACGUUUUGUCGCCUACAGAAAGUAGUGUGGAAAUUGAACUAAAAAUGUACUUCAAAUACAACAGUAUGUUACAUAACAUAAGCAAAUUAAGUAGUGGUGCUGUGAAAUCCAAAUUUAAUAUUUUGUAUAACUUCCAUGAGCUUGAAAGACUGCAUUCAUGUGGUUCGGCAAGGAUUCAUACAAUUUAUUGAUGAAGUCAUCAGAAACGUCAAAGAAAGCAGUCUUACACGCCUCCCAGAGUUCAUCAACAUUCUUGGGUUUCGUCUUCCAUGCUUCCUCUUUCAUCCUACCCCAGACAUGCUCAAUGAUGUUCAUGUCUGGUGACUGGGCUGGACAGUCCUGGAGGAUCUUGAUUGAAGUAUGCGAUGGAGCACCAUCCUGCUGCAGAACUUGUCCCUUUUUAUGGUUAGGAAUGUAAGAGGCAACUAAGAUUUGUUGAUAUUUCAGACUAUUUAUGUUGCCUUCCACCCUGCAGAUCUCUCGCACACCCCCAUACUGGAUAUAACCCCAGACCAUGGUUUUGUCAUCACCAAACUUCACUGUUUUGUGGCAAAAGGUGGAUUUUUCAGAUGAAUCUUCCAUUGAAUUACACCACAGUUCUCGCAAAUAUUGCAGGAGACCUACUGGAGCCCGCAUGGAUCUGAGAUUCACUCAGGAAACAGUGAAGUUUGAUGGUGAGCCAUAUGAGCCAUUUCUGAAACCAAUUGAAUACUUAAAAGUCAGAUUACUCACAAUUGUUUCUACAAAAUGGAUAAGCGACAAAACUUUUGUCAGAGACUAUAUGUAAUACUCAAGAAAGUUACUUUGAAAUAAUAGCAGACCAUAUUUUUGACACAAAUCCAUGCAAAAUAUAUGGCACACAAAAUGCUUAAUAAUGAAAGUAGAUCCUAUUUAGUUUUCCGCCCUCAGCUGCCUUCGCCCCGCCCACUAAAAAUCUCCAAACAGAAGUUGAUGUCACAACCAGAGGGAGCUGCAGAAUUUUUUCAGUAUGCUACUAGCAUGUAACACAUAGGUUUUCUAUUCUGUUGUCGCUGUAUGACCAUUCUGUCAUUUGUCGAAUAGGCCGAGCUACUAGCACAGCACUUGAAAGUUAGGCACGAUCGUCAGUUCUGGCUGUGACAUAACCAGAAUUGCCGAAAAAGAACGUGGGCAUUCCGUAUUCUUCUUUUGCAAGGAAUAACUAUGAAAUGAUAAAAUACAGAAAGAUUUGAGUGUCAAAUUCCUUUCUAGAUUAAAACCUACACAGAUUCUGUCAUUUUGAUGUUUUAAAGUGCUCUGUAUUUCAUCGCAUCUUGAGGGCACUUUCAAACUAGAGCAAGAGGACCAGGGUCCGGUUGGAGAGCUACGUUGCAGCAACACUUGCAAAUGAGUUGUUGAAGAGGUUCAGCAUUCACACUGUGCCAUCCAAACUUUCUGAGUAGCAUCACAUGGACGAAAGGUGCACUUAUUGAUUGGACAAACAGAAGAGGAAGGGAGGGAGCGGGUAACGUCACAGCGUGGUGCUGUGACACCACGUAAUGUAGCAUAGCAUAGCAAGUUGCCACUCUGCGAGCGGCGGGGUUUACUCCCUACUGACUCAAUGCCGAGUGAACUGGAGUAUAUAAAAAAUGCACAAAGGAAAAUUAAAAGGGAGCUGCGUGGUACCCUGUGUUUUCAGUAAUGCGUUAGUAACGCGUUACUGUAAUCUGAUUACUUUUUUCAGUAACGAGUAAUCUAACGCAUGCAUUUUUCUACACCAGUAAUCUGAUUAAAGUUAGUUUCCUUAGUGUCUCUGCGUUUCCAUUUUUUCAUUGCCUCAUAACAAUGUAAAAUGAAGAUUAUUGUAGUCAUGUACGAAGUGCAUUUUGAAUAGAAAAUGCUAAAAUAAAAGGUUCCCGGUACGUGUUUCCAUGACAACCUCUUAGCUAUUUUCUGUUUUGGUCUCGUGUCACAUGUGUUGUGGGACUGAAGGCGUGGGCCAGGCGGGUGGACAUUGGAGCCGAGUGUUGACACGUUGCGAGGGAAUGUUGAUCUGUGGAUAUCCAUGAAUGAAGGUGAGUAUUUUUCCUUCAUUCUGGAGGGUAUCAGCAAAAGGUUGGACUUCCUACAUGUGCGGCUGUUUGGUAGCUUUGCCGUAGGAACGACGGGCAGUCAUCACUCCAAGUUGGCAAGCUUUGUUUACAUCAUAUGCGUGUUGCACAUUAAUGCCGUGAGGUGAUGUGUUCGUUUAGCAUCUGUGGGAUGUGUUGUAAGUCCGAUUGAGUGUAAAGUGCUUAGUUGCCGCCACGUUUUGUGGCCAAAUUGACCGCGUGUGUGUUGACAGGAGUACUUCCGGGUUGUGGACGCGCAUCCGCGCCCGCCACCACCUUUGCAAUUUUGUGCAGUCGGUUUGCAUUGUUUUACAUUGGCACUGAUAUGCUGUUAACCAUAAACCGAAAUUCAGAAGUUUUGACAUUAGGCUUAAUCUUAGAGUUAGCGGGGUUUAAUUGGUCGGUGGAGUUGAUUUCAACAAAUUCCAAGCAGUUUGUCAGAUAUUUCUUAGUUUUAGGGCUCCAGAGUGGCUAAGCUAGCGUGAAAUUCUGAUAUUCCCCUUUAAAUUCAAUCAUCGGAAAAUCAAUUACAUGUGAUGACAUUUUUCUGUUGUCAUUCUUAUGUUGAGGCGGCAAAGGGAGAAAAAUGGGUAAAAAGUAACUGACAGAUUACUUUUAAAGUAACUUAGUUACUUUGAUAAUAAAAAAAUCAGUAAAGUAACUAGAUUUCUUUUUUAAAGCGUAAUCAGUAAUUAAAUUACUUUUUCAAGUAAUCAGUGACAACACUGGUGGUACCCCAAGUCACACAGGCGCUCUCACUUUCAUGACGUUUUGGACUGUCAAAUUGUCACCACUUCCAGGAGAGCGAGACUCAUGAGCGACUACUCCGAGAGGCUCCGCCUAUUUAUGCCACAGUCACUCUCACACAGUAUGUUCAGCAACAGUAUGCAAAACACAACCGCCACAGUAGAACCUAAUUCUAUGUAUCAAAUGCAACGCCCUAGUGCGGCACAACAACAUUUGACCAUGGCUAAUGGUCUGUCAUCUUGCCAUUGCUGAUUUUGAAUAGCAAGCGCGUUGUUCCAAGGAUGCCCUGAGUGUACCGUCGCAGCUCCAUGCUGUGACGCUGCAGAAAAAGUAGCAAAAGCGUACCCUAAUCCGGAUGCAUUCAGAAGCGAAAGCAAGCUGCGCUUCAAGCGGACCGAGACCCUCGAUUUUUGAGCGGACAGGAGUUUGUUUGAUUGGUCCAAACUAGAGUUCGGAUGCGCGUUCACAUUCACAAAACGAAGCGGAUUAUUUGAGAAAAAGAACUGUUGUCCGUUUCAAAUAGACCAAACAGUGCCAGUGUGAAAGCGCCCUUAAUGUCUCUUCUGUUCGGUUUGAAAAAUAUUUUUUUCUCAUUGUGUCCAGUUAAGGAUUGGAAAGAGUGACAUUUAACAAAAAUAUUUCCUGAGUCAUAAAGAUUCUCAAUAAGGAAGACAGUGGAAGCUCUUAAGUGAAGUCCAAAUUGUUCGAAUUUAAAAAAAACGUCCAUGAUCUCAAGUCUUUGUACAACAUAAGAAAAGGGAAGAUGUUAAGAGUCAAGUUUCUUGAAAUGUGCAAUACAUACUGUUGGAUUUAAAAACGUAUACAAUUUUAAUUGUUUGUUUGUUUAACCCUUUGUACAAAGAUGUUUUGGUUUUAUUUUAUUUUGAAGUUUAUUUAUUUAUUCAUUCAUUCAUUCAUUUAACAACUUGGAAACUUGCCAGUGGUAAAAUACCAUACAAAUGUAUUUUACACUCCAAAAAUUCUCACUAACUCUUGCUGUCAAAUACAGCGGAGUAUGAGGGCCACACAAAGAAAGACAAAAAAUAGGCCGAUGAGAAUAAAGUCGUAAUAUAAAAGACAAAAAAUUGGCCGAUGAGAAUGAAGUCGUAAUAUUCUGAUGAUUAAAGUUGUAAUGCUAUGUAACGUUCUGUAAAAUUAAAAGAAUUAAGACUGACUAUUGCGUACCUUAGAAGGUUGGCCAACCAUGUUUUUGAAUAAUAUCAAGGGCUAAACAAUUAUAAGCAUAUUUUCGUUAUUUUUUUUAACGCAACCCUUCCAGAUUCUUUGUUUAACCCAUAGCAACGCCCUUGACAACGAAAAUGCUUUUCUUCGGCAAUCUGCGGAAAUCUUCGGAAAUGACGUCACACCUAGAAGUGCGAGAGAAAUCCGCCAUAGAACAGUAUUGUUUGUUGCAUUGUUUCUCGGUAAGAUGCCAUGGCGGUGUGUGGGGAUGUUUUGUUCUCACUCUAGCGAAAAGUUGUUUGAGUGGCCAAAGGAUAGCAGGGCACGUAAAUGGACAUCUUUCGUUCUUACGAAGCGAAUGAGUUUCGCGCCAUCAUCAAGUAGUGUUCUCUUCUACAAACACUUUGAAGAUGCCUGCUUCCUUAACCGGUCUGCUUAUGAUCAAGGAUUUGCCAAAAAGUAAGUGUAAUUUUUGGAUAGAUGACUGAUGACUUUGUCAAAGCAGAGCUGCCAACUCUUGUGGAAUGUACAGUAGAAGCUAGCGACGUUAGCCGAAAGCCAACUCGUGGCAAUAGUCGUGACAUAGUUGUUGUUGUGUUCGCUAGGUUAAGCGUGUUUAAAUUGUGUGUCAUCUACAAUCUUCUCCGAAUGGGUUAAUCCACUGUCAAUCGGGAAAGGGGUGUGGAUGUGCAUAUAAGCGGGUCGGCGUCGCGGUAAUUCACGGUCACGUUGCCGUAAGAGACACACACCGCCGGUGAGUUUGUGCACAUUUAUUUGUAUUUGUAUUAUGUAUUUCCACCUUCAUGCUUCAAGCAUUGCAUUGCAUUUGUAUGGUUCGGCGUUUGAUCACUUGAUAGCCUUCUAGUUUGUGUUGUACGAGAGCCGCUAACAGGUGACAACUAGCGUGUUGGCAUUGAGUCAAUCUCGCAGCGAAUCAGCGGGCGGCUCAAGUCACGCAGUGAAUCAUGGAAAAUGUAGUCUCGGGAAAACACUGAAGUUGUGCUUUGUAAUCUUUUCGCUUGUGUGAAAAAACUACAUUUCCUCACGCCAUUAGACGCUACUUCCUGCCGAGAGCCCCAAGCUGUGUUUGUACUGUUAGCUCCAUGUGUUAAUAAAGAAACAAAGUUGUCAGCACGUUGUGUGUUCGAUACCUUUGUCAACAAAAAGCUCAUAACAAGACACUAUGCACGAUCCGUUUAAGAGACGCUGGGACUGGAAGUAGUAGCAGCUGGUAGUACGAGGCGAGGCGGAGAUGAGCGAGAAGCAAAACUUCGCGGUCGAAUGUGGCGCCAGUCCGCUAUUAUUUUGUUCUCUUAUUGUUGCCACAAUAAAGUGGAGAAAGCCAUCAACGACUCAUCUCCUUCUUUCCCCCCAACGUUUUUAUAUUAUUAUUUUAUAUGCACGAGAGCUGCCAGAUCUGCCAAAAUGAACAUGAAGUCUGAUUAUUAUUUUUUUUAACAAUGUCAUCAGAUAGACAAAAACAUAAAAUUAUGUGCAAAUGUCUGCAUCUUCAAAUCAUGAAAAUAAUAACAGCCUAUAUCUUACCAAUCUUGUAAUCUCGAUCGGUCUUGUCUCCAUUCCAUGUCAGGUAGUCUAGGCACAUUGUUUACAUCCUGAUUAGCGUCUGGCUAAUACAUGUUAGGUCCAACAUAAAAUUCCAACCUCCUCUUCUUCCUCCAAAUCUUCAAAAACAUGGAUCUCCUCCCUUGCGCUCGAUUUAUUGCUUAUAUCGCUGUUUGAAUCAUUGUUUGAAGGGCUUUGUAUGGCGGCCGUAUGUAUGGAGCACUGCCAUCGCUGUUCUCGGUGUGACGUAUCACUUCCGGGUUCGUCCCCUUUCAGGCUCGAACUUCGGAAACGCGAUUAUUUUGUCAAAUAUACAACAUAUAAAUUAUUUUUUCAUGCUUUAUUUGUUGGACAAUGUUUAAUUACUUUAAUUGUGACCCUAUUUGGCAUGUUAUGAAAUUACUUCACAUUUCUGCUUUAACAUACUUUAAGUCAUAUGUAUGAAUGCAGCAGGACUAAAACAUCAUAUUACAAGAUUAAAGUCGUACUUAAUAUUACAAGAUUAAAGUCGUAAUAUUACGUAAAGUUAUGUAACAUUAGAUGAUUACAGUACACAAUGCCAGCCAGUUCAAAUGGAUUUGAUGUCUAUCACUGUCAUUGGCAGUCAAUGAGUGAAGAGUAUUACAAUCUUUGCCAAUCAUAAUUUAGACGACUUUAUUCUCGUUGGCCUAUUUUUUCUUUUUCUUUGUGUGGCUCCAAUAUUCCAUCGUAUUCAAAGACUCCUAGGUCUUGUUUUUCAAGUACUACCGUACGAGUCCAUGCAAUGUUGAUUAGAAUAGGUAACAUGAUCUGUGCUUUACUGAGAAUAAAGACUGCUUUUUGUGACAUUAUUACAUGGAUAGCUUACAUAGCAACCAUAAUAAACUGGUGCAUGGGCAAUCUUUAUUUUUUUAUUUUCAAGCUUUAAAUUAGAGUAUUUCCCCCAACACCUAUUUCUAUGAGGUAAGAUGAAGGGAAAUUAUCCAUGCAAGUGUCAUUUUACUGAAAUAAUUAACUUCCUUUGCUUCAACAUCUCCUUGCACUGUAUCUUUUCCAUAUUACCGCCUGAAAAUUGCAAUCUAUUCUUUGAUUUAAACAAAAAAUGUAUAUUUCUUUUGAUAACAAGCACUUUAAUGUUCGAUGUUUACACUUCGAUGCUAUAAAUAAAUGUGUAUCCCAUUGCUGUUGCCGUCUGUGUCACUAGAUGUCACUGCAGGAAUUUACAGUGCAGCGGCCCACUAGAGCCAAAAGGCUGUGCCCUUGAUAAACAGGCCCAGAAUUGUCAACAGCCCGUUUUUUCCUCUUAAAUGUUUAAAUACUGUACACAAACAUAAACUGCAGACAUUUAACUCAUUGACUGCCAUUGAUGGCGAUACAUAUCCAAUCCAUUUUGACUGGGAGGGAAUCAUUUAGGUUUUCGGGCCACUCUAUGCAUUUUAAGGGGAUUCACAUCAUCAGAAAAAAUAACUGUCAAAAAAACCUGUUAUGAUUUGGAUGAAAGGACAUCACCAAAUUUUGCAUGUCUUGCAUAGGCCUCAUAUUAUGUUUGAAAUUCUAACCAUGUUAUCCUUGUAACUUAAAAGUAUAAUGCAAUUAAUUUUACACCAAAAAGUCCUCAAAUUCCAUUCACAUUUAGACAAAAGUGGACUAUCAUUCAACCAUUUUGAUGAAUACAAAAUUCUUCCAAUAAGAAAAAAUAUAAAUAAAUAAAUAAAAACAUUCAAACAAACUUAGAAAAAGAGGUAUGUAAGUGUGUCAGGAAAAACCCUCAUGAUUUUUUUUUUUCUGAAGAUGCAAAUCAACAUCUGUGCACAGCCAGAUGAGGCAAUGCUAGAAAUCACAUCUAAAGCAUACUGCAUCAUGUGUCUUGCGUGAAUGGCAUGGACAUGCAUGACUGAUGAUGUAAUGCUGUUGAUUGAAAUAUGCUUGUAAACAACACUGUUGUAAAUACUGUCACAUUUAUCAAAAGGAGAUAAAAGCUCCACGAUGUGGAAAUGUGAAUAAGUGUGAGGAUCCCAUUUUGUCAAUGCAAUGACAACAAUUCCCCACAUAGUGUGCACACACACCAGAUACAUCUGAUUUUUUUUUUCCAGGGGGUGCAGAUGAGAGCAGUUAGAGUCUUGUCUUGUGACCCACACAUCAAGGCAAAGGCUCUAGGCCUACAACCUACCAGUCACUCAUCUGGCGUUACCACUAUAUUAAAUACUAAUCUAAUGCAAUGCGAAUACGGGACACAAAAUGAUUAUCGACUUGCAAUUUUAGAUGAACACUAGAUCUGUUAAAGAUGUACUGAGAAAGAUGAGUAGUUUUGGGAUUACUCCGGAAAAUCACAUAAACUACCUCCUUUACGGAGCCCUGAACCAUUUAACCGUUAGAGGGCACUCAUCUAACUCAGUAGCUACCACUGAAAAAUAAGGAUUAACGUCAAAUUCCUCCCAUUUUAAAUGAAUUGGACGUCUAUCACCGUUAAUGGCAUGCACUGAGUUAUACUCUAUGAAAAAAAGUCAACUUUAGACUAGUGUCACUUGGGGCAGUAACAUGAGUGUGCGUAUUUCUGUUUUUAUUUAUUUGAAUCAAUUUAGCUUUUAUUAACAUUGUAUUACUUUAUAAAGGUAUUAUAACGAUAUGGAAAAAUCAUGUAAAAAGUACAAUAAUUAUUAAUAAUUUAAAAGAUAAUAAUCUAAUGAUUUGUAAAAUAUUAUUAUUUUUAAUGAUAAAAAAAGUCACUAUAAAAGGUUUAAGGCAGGGGUGCCCAAGUCCGGUCCUCGAGAGUUCCUAUCCAGUUUGUUUUCCAUGUCUCCCUCCUUUAACACACCUUAAUGAAAUAAUCAGCUUAUCAGCGAGCUUUUUUUAAGAACUCUUUUAAGUUUUUUUCAUAAGCAGCGUUUGACUUUUGUGGCCGGGGGGGAGGGGGCAAAACAUGUUGAUGACCCCAAAACGCAGUGUCAGUAAAAAAAGAUUAACUUACAAGAUAUAUGCUCGAAUAGUAGCUUAGUUCAUGCUCGUACAUACUGACAUCCCAGCUGUGUGUGCGUGCGCGUUUUUCUGUCUUACGUAGUGGAGAAGUAGACGCCGCAUCCUUUUUGACUGAAUAUUCCAGCCAGAAUCUGUCCUCAGGUGGUUUUGGCUAAGCAAAGCAAAUGGCCAUUUCUAAAGUGCUAGUCACAUGAUGUGUAUGAAAAAUAAGUUUGACCCAUUAUAAUUAAUUUUUUUGUUCAUUUCAUUCAUUUUUGUUUAAAUGCAUAUAUAUGAAAGUCAAUUAUAUGCAAUGAAAUUUUCGGCCACCGCGGGGGGCUAUGCACCCCCACCCCCCUUAAUCUCCGUGUAUGUUUUUUUUUUUUUUAAAGACCCAAAAUACUAACUUGUCCUAUAAUGGUUCAAAGGACCACUGAUUAUGAAACGGUUGAAGUCCUUUUGACUUUUUUAGUGUUCUCAUAGGCCACAAAACAACACUCACUUGUGUAGUGAACAUUUCUGAAUUACUUGAGAAGUGUGUCAAGAUAUAGAGCAGUCAACUGUAAAUUCAGAGUGCUGUCCAUUAGAGUGGUGCUUCAAACAUGCAGUUUGCUCCUGCAAUGCACAUUUUUGGCCAGCAGAUUGCAAUCAAAUGGCAACAUUUAGGAAUUAGCCAUUUGGGUCCUUCUUCCAACCAUACGUGAGCAAUGCAUGCAAGACAAUUGAAAACAGCAUGACAUAUUUUCAACACAGAAUACAGACAACACAAUUUGUUCUAAAUUCCAUACAGACUGUUUCCGAGGUACUUCUGCUUUACUUCCUUAUGUCUGCUCGCAACUUCUGUUUUAGAAUUUCUUCAUCUAAAACAACAGUGGAGUUGGAAUAACAUUGCUCAUCAAAAUCCCAUGAAAAAGACAACUGGGAAAUACUGCAUCCCUCUGCCAUCAUCACAACAGGGGAGGACAAAAUGUUCAUGAAGGUUCAUGAUGUGGAACCAAGCUUGUGCCACCACAAAGACCGAGUUUUUUGUAGCCACGGUUGCCCCUAUGUUAUGGAAGGUAUGUUCUUCCUAUCCCUGCAUUUUCAGGUGUCCGGUGGGUGUUCAAAAAAUACUAAAGCUAAAAUCUUGCGCAUGAAACGACUUGUUGCCUUUGAUAUUGUUAUUAUGAUGAUGAUUGCAAUUAUGAUGACGUUUAAUAUUAUUUACUACAACUAGUGUAUCUGCUCCUAGCCUGUUGCUAAUCAGUACGUGUAGCAUGGCAUAAUCAAAUCAACACAUAAAUACAAGUGUUAGAAGUUUUUUGUUCGUUUGUUUACGGGUGGAAAACGCUGAUAGGCAAGGGAAGAUAAGUUGAUGCGCCUCACUUACGUACGUUGAUGGACACAUAUUGAGACUACGCUGUUCUACCAGGGAGCGGCCGAGAGGCUGGGGCUGGAGGCGGCGAUUCGCAUCGCGGCGGACCGUCAGCUCUCUACCGAGAUACGACUACAAGCAUUUUAACUUAAGCAACUUUCAGGAGGAGGACAGCAAGAGAAAGCCCGUCUGUAGGCCGUCGAGGGUCUGUGUAAUGUUGUGUCAAAGUGUGGGGAGGCGCUCUUAAGCUCUUAUCACAUUCUCGUAUGCUAUUUUUCUAAUAAUUUUAAAAACUGGGGAUUUAUUGACCUGUUUUGCACAUGACCAAUCGUUUUGAAUAAAACAAAACAUGGACUCAUGUUAUCCAAAUGUUUUAUUGCGAUCAAUAUCUGCAAUAAAAAAGAAUUACAUACUAUUUUUGUUUAUAUGUACAUACCUUGUAGUAUAUUCUUGUAACAACAAAAUCCGUGUUAGCCCUUCUGCAUUUGGCAAAUGUAAUAUAAUUUGUAAUUUCACCUCAUUUUGGUCACUGAAGUGGCCAGCAUAUCAAUCUAUACCUCACGUCAACAGAACCUAACAGGUUGUUAUAAUUUUGUCCACGAAUGAUCAGCGAAGUGAUAAGAACAAUCAUACAAUCUCAUCUACGUCUCAUCUACUUCGUGCUGAAUCCCUUUUUGGAGAUUCCAUGGGUUCCUCUGGGUUGAUUUUGCAGUUUUAACUUUCUCAGCACACUGCUUACUUAAACCGCAAUUCAUGUUGAUAUGUAAGCUACUGUGCUGUUUUUGUUUACACUGAUUAGCUUUAGGGUGCACCACUACUUUUUGCGCCUAACAUUUAUGGCAGGUCACUUUAAUGUCGAUUAAAAAAUAAAGUGAGUAGGGGUAGAGCUUCAUAAUUGUUGUCUAAUUUUACGCAAAAUAAUUAAAUAUUCAUUGCAGUGUAUCGUGCCAUUUCAAUAUCGUGAUAUAAAAUGACCCAUAUCGUGAUAGAUUUUUUUUCCCAUUUCGCUGUUCCAUUGGUGAGCAAUAAUGUUCAAAUAAUUCAAAUCCAAAUCUAAUGACAUUGCUUUGGCAUCGGUUAUGCUCUCUAGUUAAAUCCAGAACGUUCCCAAUCAGUGAAUUUUUCUCAAUUUCCAUCCGGAUCGUAACGAAAUGAGCAUCUUCCUCUUCCAAAAUGCUUUGACCUGUUUUGAUCGUGCACCACGACAAACUGAUGCUGUUCCCAUGCACCGGCACCAAGUUGGACAUUUGAGUCUCAUGAGGACAGGAAGCGCAUAUCUGCCGGUGACAAACAUGAAAGGAGAGAAACAAGGGAGGAAGGGGCAAACUGUGUAGGAACCAGCCUGGAGGCUAUCGGCUUUUCAUUAACGGGUCAGCGAGUGAAUGAGAGUCAUGGGUGGAAUAGUUAAAUAGGAGGCGCUAUGCUAGGUCACACCGGUUAUUAGGGUGAUUCGGGGGCUCCAAUGGGUUAUGUAUUGUGCAUUGUCUAUGAAGUGAGUAGCAGAGGCCCAACAGUAAGUCUUUGUGUCAGACAUUUUACUGCGUGUUAGCAUGCUAAUUACGGGAUAUUUGUCUGUGUCCAUGAGUGUAUGUUUUCCAUACCCGGGGAAGUGCACCGUUUUUCUCCUGGGAUUUGCACUACUCUUUCACUGACUCUUCCAAGGUCACACCGUCGUCUUUUUUUUUAAAUUCACGUCCAAAUGUAUUGGAAAAAUUCAGUUUUUCUGAUGUUGUUGUAUACCAAAAUAAUUCGGGUUCUGAGAUUUCACGUCCAAGUUAGGGCUGUCAAAAUUAUCGCGUGGCGGUAAUUCAUUUUUUUUAACUAAUCAUGUUAAAAUAUUUGACGCAUUUCACGCACAUGCCCCGCUCAAACAGAUUAAAAUGACAGCACAGUGUCAUGUCCACUUGUUACUUGUGUUUUUUGGUGUUUUGUCGCCCUCUGCUGCCGCUUGGGUGCGACUGAUUUUAUGGGUUUCAGCACCAUGACCACUGUGUAAUUAUUGACAUCAUCAAUGGUGAGCUAGUAGUUUAUUUUUUGAUUGAAAAUUUUACAAAUUUUAUUAAAACGAAAACAUUAAACUGCAUGUGACACGAAAAAGCAUGUUUAUUUCAUAAUACACGCGGUAUUUUAUGCUCCUGAAUGAUAUGGACCGCUUGGAUGUGUGCGGAAGUGAUCGCUAUAUUUAUUUAGUUUUUUGACUCCCGCGGCAUGAAAAUGAGUGACUUCCGGCUUCGGUCUUGCAUUGAGGAGGAGGGCGCUGUGACGUGUACGGGAGAAGGACUCCUCUUCACUAUACAGCCUUCUGUUGUGUAUGAGGACUAAGGAUUCAGCUGAUUUUUCGGAUUAAUACGUUUAUUUUUCGCAUCACGCCAGCCAAAGGGCUGCAGAAAAAUCUUGCUGUAUGAGGGAGAGGUGUGUGUGCCUUUUUGGAGUUUGAAAAGGUUCCCAUUCACCUUGGAUAUUGGCCAAAACAAGCCCUACUACUGGGGGACCAUUGGACUUACGAGGAAGUGAGUAAACAUCUUGUUUUGUAUUAUGUCAAAUACGAAUACAGCGAUUACAAAGUAAACACUACAAACUUGCUUUAAAUAAAGGACUACUUAUGUUUGAUCAUUGAUAGGCAUGUAAAAAGCUCUCCUCAUGCACAUUAGCUGCACAACAACUGCAGCCGCCCUCCACCGGGGAACAAGCUGUAAAUUGCUCUCCGCCGGGCAGUUUGCCGAUCCGCGAAGACAAUCGACAACCCAGUCGUCAUGUCAAAUAAUCUGAGCUUUGACAUUUUGCGGCUCUCUUCGUCGCGUUUUCCUCGUUCUGAAUAAUUCCCCCUCAAUGGGCUGUAUAGUAAAACCGAUGAGCCCAGUCUCCCGCUGACGUCAUCCACCUGUUGGGGACGCUUGAGCCGUAUAAUGGUAGGCGUGGCUAACCGGCAGAUUAAAAGACUAAUUUCUCGUCAUCUGCGCUUUGCUAAAUUUUUGUAUAUAGUCGAAUCGUCUCAAAAUAUGAUUGUAAUUCACAUAAUAAUGCUAUUUAAGACUUUUUUUCUCCUGUCGUAUGCUCUUUAAGAGCGGUUUUGAUAUAAAAUUUCUAUAACUUGUACUAACAUUUACCUUUUAAGAACUACAAGUCUUUCUAUCCAUGGAUAGCUUUAACAGAAUGUUAAUAAUGUCAAUGCCGUCUUGUUGAUUUAUUGUUAUAAUAAACAAAUACAGUACUUAUGUACAGUAUGUUGAAUGUAUAUAUCCGUCUUGUGUCUCAUCUUUCCAUUUCAACAAUAAUUUACAGAAAAAUAUGGCAUAUUUUAUAGAUGGUUUGAAUUGCGAUUAAUUACGAUUAAUUCAUUUUUAAGCUGUGAUUAACCCGAUUAAAAAUUUUAAUCGUUUGACAGUCCUAGUCCAAGUGUUUGUAUCUCAUCUUUAUUUUAACCUGCACCUACACUUACACCAAGCUACACUUUUGAUUUAAUACAAAAUGCCCAACAUUGCAGCAUUUGCAUUCCCUGAAAUCCCACAGAGUCUGUCACUGCUCAGCUCUGAUCCGUUGCAGACCACCUGCAUGCGGGCCGCGUUGCCCGAUGCCCACUGCAUACGUCUCUCAUCCCGUCUGUACACUAGCUGACACAUGCAAAAAAUGGAGGUGAGCACGUUCUACUUCCUGUUUGGUGUGUGCUAAACGGCAGGACUUGAUCCAGCCACAGGUUGACAGACCAGAAAAUAGACCAGUCUGUCUAUCUGUAUUUUUAGUCUGACGGACCGGAGAGGAUCGACUCAAGCGGAUCUGGAUCGGAGCUGAACGGAUGAUGUGGACCACCUUGUAUUGAUUAAAAUAGAAACUAUUUGUUCUGUCGUUCAGAAUGCAGCGACGCUGAGUGGACAAGGACAAAAUGGAAUUUGGGAGUUACUCUCUCUUGGAUAUAAGCUAUCUGUUUUCAACUAUUUUUGUCAGUCAAAUUAACUCAAAUUUAGUUUACAUUGUUGAAAUAAAAAUUCUAGAAGUACAGUUAAGAGUUGGGAUUCAAAAGCAAACUAUGUACUAGGAGAUGGUAGAGUUAACCAGUUAGCAACACAAAGUAGAUGCAACUUGGUGUUGUGUUUGUUGCGGAUACUAGUAUUCAAUGAUCUCGUUAACAUUUCGCAUACCAUCAUUGUUGUUUUUAGCAGACGUUUAACUUUUCGUCUUAGUAUUAGUCUUUUGAAUAUUAAUAUUUAUCAGUCUUAGUCCUUUUUUUUUGUUAUCUCAAAAUGAGUUUGUCUUCGUCUAGUUUUUGUUGAAGAAAACUCAAGACUAAUUUCGUCUGGUUUUAGUUGAGGUUUACUAAAAAUGUUCCGUCUGUAAAAGUUUUUUUUUUUUAAAUUACAUAAAAAACAAAAAAGGUUUCCAAAUAUUUCGAAUGAACAUUGACAGAUGAGCACAUAUUGUAGUGUCUACAAGGACUUCGCCAACUUGGUGAUAAUACACACUUAGCGGGAAAACGGCACAUUAUUUUCAAUGAAUUAUACCAACCUGGAAGCCACUAACUGCAUGUAAAAAAAGUUUUCUGAGAGUUUAAGAGGACGUUAGCUACUUCGCUUUUCCCUAUCUCUCCGAUGCUCUGGUUCCAUACCGCCCCAACAGAACCCUCCGCUCUCAGAAUGCAGGUCUACUGGUAGUUCCCAGGGUUUCUAAAAGUACUGUCGGAGCUAGAGCCUUUAGCCACCAAGCCCCUGUUUUAUGGAAUCAGCUUCCAGCUAAUAUUAAAGAAGCCAAGACAGUCUGAACAUUUAAGAUUAGAAUAAAAACGUUCCUAUUCAACAAAGCUUAUGGUCAGGCUAGUUGAAGUCAGAGUAGACUCAAAGUUUAGUCUAAGCUGCACUAGAAGCUAUAAAGCUGGGGGAAGUACAGCCACUGAGUUCUAUCUCCUUUUUCUCACUCUACCUACCACUUAUCUUACUUUAUUUCUAUUUUCCAAUGUUAAUAUCUAGUUGUCUAGUCUUUUCAUCACUAGUCACCUGGUGUCCCCUUUCCCCCGUCCCCUCUGGGAAGGGGCUAUUUUUCAGCUGCAGCCUCCUGACUGUCCGGACCCCAAGCUGGAUGGACGUCCUCGUUGCUUCCCCCGUCUCAUCUGGCUAGAUGGGCCUCGUCUUGUUCCUUUACUCCACCGCAUUUUUUACGGACUGUAACUUCGGCUGCUAAUUCCCAGUAGCGGUCCU
Corythoichthys intestinalis (scribbled pipefish) is the source of this 17379-nucleotide messenger RNA. RefSeq names its product ATP-sensitive inward rectifier potassium channel 12-like. The record is from RefSeq and is a predicted model, not a curated record. Lineage: Eukaryota; Metazoa; Chordata; Actinopteri; Syngnathiformes; Syngnathidae. Gene Ontology annotation, cellular component: plasma membrane. Gene Ontology annotation, molecular function: inward rectifier potassium channel activity. The transcript has 3 exons. Bases 360 to 2033 code for a protein of 557 amino acids. Gene Ontology annotation, biological process: potassium ion import across plasma membrane; regulation of monoatomic ion transmembrane transport.